This is a messenger RNA of Phycomyces blakesleeanus NRRL 1555(-), 960 nucleotides long. RefSeq lists its product as hypothetical. The transcript is spliced from 4 exons. The coding region runs from base 1 to 816 and encodes 271 amino acids. Gene Ontology annotation, molecular function: protein-lysine N-methyltransferase activity. The record is from RefSeq and is a predicted model, not a curated record. NCBI's taxonomy places the organism in Eukaryota, Fungi, Mucoromycota, Mucoromycetes, Mucorales, Phycomycetaceae. Gene Ontology annotation, biological process: peptidyl-lysine dimethylation.
AUGUCACACCAUUCAGAUGAAGAGGAAGGAUUCGCAGGCGAUCUUUUCGGGGAAGAGGAGCAAGAAAUAAAAGAACCAGAACCCACUUCUGAAGUCUACACUCGCAAUAAGAAUUACAUCGAAGAUGAAAUCUCUUCAUUGUCGAUUCGCCUUGUAGGCUCGCAUCCUCUCUGGGCACAUCAUUUGUGGAAUGCCUCCAAAGUGUUUGCUACCUUUGUUGAUCAACACAAGGAUUUGUGUCGUAACAAGUAUGUACUAGAGCUUGGUGCUGGUGGAGCCCUACCUAGUUUAAUGGCAGCAAUCAAUCAAGCGGCAAAGGUUGUGGUGACAGAUUAUCCUGACUCAGAACUGAUUGAUAACAUACAAUACAACGUGAACCACAAUUUGGGAAAGCUUGCAAAAAAUGUUGUAGUAGAGGGUUAUAUUUGGGGUACAUCGACGACAAAGCUGAAGAGUCAUCUCCCAAGUGAACAGACAACAUAUGACGUUAUUAUUCUUAGUGAUCUUGUCUUCAACCACUCUCAGCAUCACGCAUUAUUAAGAACAUGCAAGGAGUUAUUGACGCCAAAGACUGGAAGAGUUUAUGUGUUCUACACUCACCACAGACCACAUCUGGCUCACCGUGAUUUACAGUUCUUUGAGAUUGCUCAAAAACCGAUUUUGGAAGAUGUUGAUCCUGAGGAUAGAGACUUGAUUGGAUAUGGAUUCAAGGCAGAUCAUUUUAUGAAAGAAAAAAUGGAUGUUAUGUUUGUUGAGGAUCCUGGAGAUGAAGAAGUCCGAGCUACUAUUCACGGUUGGCAAUUGUGGCUUCCAUAGAGCAUCAACUUCUAGAUCAAAAAGUAAACAAUUAUAUUACAUAUUAAUAUAUACUUUAAUAUAAAUAUUGCUUGUUUAACAAAAGUAUUGUGGUUUUUCUAGCAUAUCUUUAAACCCCAAUAGGAUUUCAAAGUUUAUUGGCUC